GCACGAGAUGACCAAGGCCGAGGAGUUGCCCGAAUUUGAGCCAAAGAAGGUCGCAAGCCUGUAUUCGAGGAUGACCGACGUCUUGAAGGCCAUCUCCGAGUUCUUCAAUGACGUGCUUCCGCGAAUGGAUUACGAGGAGGAUGCAACCGCUGCAAACGCGGGGACGGAUUCGCAUCAUCCUCUGCAUCGUCUGCUGUUCCUUCGGGGCAUACGCGCAGUUCAUGACAAAGUUUCCGCAGGACCGCCGGCCGCUGGGAUGGCAUGUUAUUUUGCUUUCAGUGGGAUAUUGACACUUAUCGACUACAAGAUCAUAAAGACAUCGGUGAUGUGCAUGAGACUGAAUGGCGACGCCGUGUUUCUCGAUGUCACCAUGCCCGCCUUCAGCCACGAGGUCACGCUCGGGCUGAGGUCGCGCAACAAGCAGGUAACGGCGAAGGGGAGCAUCGCCAGCUACUUCGACUGUGCGGGAUACCUGUCGUCGGAGAGCCUGAUGUCCGAGUUCACCGCCCUCGUGUCGAAGUACGAGAAGGAGGCCGCGUUGACGAAGAAGGACAAGAAGGCGUAG
Prorocentrum cordatum is the source of this 565-nucleotide messenger RNA. NCBI's taxonomy places the organism in Eukaryota, Dinophyceae, Prorocentrales, Prorocentraceae. The record is from the annotation of a GenBank genome assembly.